GGAGUAUUACUUUUGUAUUUUGUCCAUGUUUUCCUCAUAUUGGGCAAUGGGUACCAAAUAGGCCAUAGAAAGUUAGAAACUACCUCCUGCCUUCUUUUUUCAGCCGUAGCGCAUCAUACCUCGCAUCAUUCAGCCGUUUCAACAAUGGUUUCCAUCCUCUGACGUAGAGGAGCUUUGACAGCUUGCGCCUAUCGGCUGCCCACCUACUAAGGAGGAUGGAUGGUUCAAGUUCCCAAAUUGGUUGUAAUGUGGACUCUUUCCUGAGGAACUAUAAGCUUGGAAAAACUCUUGGCAUUGGUUCCUUCGGUAAAGUGAAAAUAGCUGAGCAUGCAUUGACCGGGCAUAAAGUUGCUGUCAAGAUUCUUAACCGCAAAAAGAUAAAAAAUAUGGAAAUGGAAGAAAAAGUCCGAAGGGAAAUCAAAAUACUGAGGUUGUUUAUGCAUCCUCAUAUCAUACGGCUUUAUGAAGUCAUAGAGACGACAUCAGAUAUCUAUGUCGUGAUGGAAUAUGUGAAAUCGGGUGAAUUGUUUGAUUACAUUGUUGAGAAGGGCCGUUUGCAGGAAGAUGAAGCCAGAAAGUUUUUUCAACAGAUCAUUUCUGGCGUGGAGUAUUGCCACAGGAAUAUGGUAGUCCAUAGAGACCUUAAGCCUGAAAAUCUUCUAUUGGAUUCCAAGUGUAAUGUUAAGAUCGCUGAUUUUGGAUUGAGCAAUGUUAUGCGCGAUGGACAUUUCUUGAAGACCAGCUGUGGCAGUCCAAAUUAUGCUGCUCCGGAGGUCAUUUCAGGAAAAUUGUAUGCUGGUCCCGAGGUUGAUGUGUGGAGCUGUGGAGUAAUCUUGUAUGCUCUUCUCUGUGGGACCCUGCCAUUUGAUGAUGAAAAUAUCCCCAACCUUUUUAAGAAAAUAAAGGGUGGGAUAUACACUCUUCCCAGCCAUUUAUCACCUGGUGCAAGGGAUUUGAUCCCAAGAAUGCUUAUUGUUGACCCAAUGAAGAGAGUUACUAUUCCUGAGAUUCGCACACACUCUUGGUUUCAAGCUCAUCUGCCACGUUAUCUAGCUGUUCCUCCACCAGAUACAAUGCAACAGGCAAAAAAGAUUGAUGAAGAAAUACUACAAGAAGUGAUUAAGAUGGGAUUUGAUAGAAACAACCUCAUUGAGUCUCUUCGCAACAGAGUGCCAAAUGAGGGAACUGUUGCUUACUAUUUGCUACUUGAUAACCGCUUUCGUGCUUCCAGUGGCUACCUGGGUGCUGAAUUCCAGGAAUCGAUGGAAUAUGGUUUCAACCCUAUGAACUCAAAUGAUUUUGUAGGGUUAUCUUCUGGGCAACACUUCGCUGGGAGUAUUGAUUAUCAACCGGUUGGUGCAAGACAACAGUUUCUACUUGAAAGGAAAUGGGCUCUUGGGCUGCAGUCCCGAGCUCAUCCGCGUGAAAUAAUGGUGGAAGUCCUUAAAGCCCUACAUGUGUUGAAUGUCUGUUGGAAAAAAAUAGGGCAGUACAACAUGAAAUGCCGGUGGACUCCAAACCUUCCCGGUUACUAUCAUGGAGCGUUGAAUGUGUCAUUGCAAAGUAAUAAUUACUUCGAAGAUCAAUCUGCUAUCAUAGAAAAUCAAGGUGCUUCUAGAUCGGCGAAUGUUGUCAAGUUUGAAGUGCAGCUGUACAAAACUCGGGACAACAAGUACCUCCUGGAUUUGCAAAAGGUGCAGGGUCCGCAGCUCCUCUUCUUGGAUAUUUGCGCUGCUUUCCUCUCGCAGCUUAGGGUUCUCUGAAGCAGCAGGAGCUUGUUUUGCUCAGAGUGCUAACCCUUGGUGAAUGUGGUAGUGUACAUAAUGGUAAUAUUGUGGAGUUGUUGACUCUUCCCUUUUUGUCCUCCGUCCCCCAAACAUCUGCAUCUGAAUUGCCACCCUGAGUUUCAGUGGGGGGGGUCUCCCCCUUGUUGAUCCUCAUGUAUCGGGACAGCUUCUUCCUCAGAAUCAGUUUUUUGCUGGGAGGUAUCAGCUUCUGAAAACUGGUCCUGAUUCUACUUCUGAUUCUACUGAAAACACUCCUAAAUCGUCUAUGGUGUAUUGGUGUUGUGGCAAAAGUAGGUCUGUCUUCUCAUCGGUCAUUGCAUCUAGUAUCGCUCAUGGCUCGGCACAAAGAUGUUGAUCCAAUGGGGCAUUUUACAUGACUUUUCCAUGACUUCGAGAAGUAAAAGAAUUAAAACUUUCUUCUUACGGUUACAUGAUGGACUAUCUAAAUCAAUAGGAUUAUGAUUUAUGAAUAACAAUAAAACUACUUCCUCCAUCCCAAAACAUACUUCCUAGUUUGACUUGACACACUUAAUAAAAAAGUGAUAAUAAAAUGAAAAUGUAUAGUUGUA
Messenger RNA from Cuscuta epithymum, 2356 nucleotides. NCBI's taxonomy places the organism in Eukaryota, Viridiplantae, Streptophyta, Magnoliopsida, Solanales, Convolvulaceae. The record is from the annotation of a GenBank genome assembly.